GUAGGCCCAGUCUAGCGCGAUUCUCCCUUAUUUCCUCUAAAAUUAGAAAUUUCUUCCCUCUAAUUUUUGGACCUGUUCUUGGUGGCAUUCAAACCCUAGAUCGGUCGGAAUACAAGGGCUCGAUACGCCACUUGGAUCUGAGAUUCUCGACUGCUUGAUCUUCUUGGAUCGGAAUCCAUGGCAUCGCGGAGGAGAAUGCUUUUGAAAGUCAUCAUCCUUGGCGAUAGCGGGGUUGGCAAGACAUCGCUCAUGAAUCAGUAUGUAAGCCAUAAAUUCAGUAAUCAGUACAAGGCGACCAUAGGUGCUGAUUUCCUAACGAAAGAAAUCCAGUUUGAGGACAGGCUUUUCACGUUGCAGAUAUGGGAUACAGCGGGGCAGGAGAGGUUUCAGAGCCUGGGCGUGGCUUUCUACCGUGGUGCAGAUUGCUGUGUUCUUGUUUAUGAUGUUAAUGUCAUGAAGUCAUUUGACAACCUGAACAAUUGGAGGGAAGAGUUUUUAAUUCAGGCUAGCCCAUCUGAUCCGGAUAACUUCCCAUUUGUGGUUAUUGGAAACAAGAUAGAUAUUGAUGGUGGCAACAGCCGAGUGGUUUCUGAGAAGAAGGCAAGGGCAUGGUGUGCCUCAAAGGGUAAUAUUCCCUAUUUUGAAACAUCAGCUAAGGAGGGAAUAAAUGUGGAAGCUGCUUUCCAGUGUAUCGCUAAAAAUGCUCUAAAAAAUGAACCUGAGGAUGAAAUGUAUCUCCCGGACACCAUUGAUGUUUCCGGCGGACAACAGCAGAGAUCAUCAGGCUGUGAAUGCUAGAUGGAUUGUUAGAAUCUGACCUUCUGUCCUCCCUGAUCUUUUAUUGUGAAAAAUUAUGGUGGGAUAUACUGAUACAAAAUGUAUUCGAAAAAGCUUAAUUUUUUUUUUCAAUAAAUUUGUGUUGAUAUUAAUACUGCGUAUGAUAUAUUGAAUUGUAUUAAUCUCAUUUAAAUUCGAAAAUUUUGAAGUUAA
Dendrobium catenatum is the source of this 990-nucleotide messenger RNA. Its product is annotated as ras-related protein Rab7-like. Gene Ontology annotation, molecular function: GTPase activity; GTP binding. Bases 178 to 798 code for a protein of 206 amino acids. The record is from RefSeq and is a predicted model, not a curated record. The transcript has 7 exons. NCBI's taxonomy places the organism in Eukaryota, Viridiplantae, Streptophyta, Magnoliopsida, Asparagales, Orchidaceae. Gene Ontology annotation, cellular component: vacuolar membrane.